Messenger RNA from Pteronotus mesoamericanus, 2167 nucleotides. RefSeq names its product vesicle associated membrane protein 3 (gene VAMP3). NCBI's taxonomy places the organism in Eukaryota, Metazoa, Chordata, Mammalia, Chiroptera, Mormoopidae. Gene Ontology annotation, cellular component: plasma membrane; SNARE complex. Gene Ontology annotation, molecular function: SNAP receptor activity; syntaxin-1 binding. The transcript is spliced from 5 exons. Bases 90 to 404 code for a protein of 104 amino acids. Gene Ontology annotation, biological process: SNARE complex assembly; vesicle-mediated transport; vesicle fusion. The record is from RefSeq and is a predicted model, not a curated record.
CCCGCGCCGCCGCCGCCCCGCCCAGAUCCCCGGCCUCGGGAUUCGUUCCGCCGCUCUGCCGAUACUCGCCCGCCGCCGCGGUCGCCAAAAUGUCGACAGGUGCACCUGCUGGUCCCAGCACUGCCGCUGGCAGUAAUCGAAGACUUCAGCAGACACAGAACCAAGUGGAUGAGGUGGUGGACAUCAUGCGAGUCAAUGUGGACAAGGUAUUGGAGAGAGACCAGAAGCUCUCUGAGUUAGACGACCGCGCAGACGCUCUGCAGGCAGGGGCUUCCCAGUUCGAAACGAACGCUGCCAAGUUGAAGAGGAAGUACUGGUGGAAGAACUGCAAGAUGUGGGCCAUAGGUGUCAGCAUCGUGGUCAUCAUCAUCAUCAUCAUCAUCGUGUUGAGCAUUUCUCCGUGAAGAACCAGUGAAACUCAGCCUUCUGUUCCAGACACCUCUUCAGGAUUUUUGACUUAGAACCUGCUUUAUCAUCGAGCUUACAUAUUGUAAUAUCUAAAAUGUUUAUUUUCUGUUAGUUAAUGUAAAGUUUGAUUUUUAGAAAAUGUGCCUUUUUAAAAAUAUGCACUCUAACCCAGAAGUGUGGUCAGUGCAGCCCACAUUUCGCACAGUGCCUUUACGGAUGUACACGCGGGCUGAUGGCGAGGGCUCCUUCAACUUCAGGGUGUCACAACCUAGAAGUAACAUUGUCUAGUUGCCAUUAAUUCCAGGUAAGGGGAUUUUUUCUAAGUGAGCUAUCCUUGCCAUAGGACCUUAUCUACAGAACCGCAUUUUAAACCUUCGGGUAAUCAGAGUUUCAAUUUGUGCCUCCAGAGAUAACACUACUGUCUAACUGAAGUUUGUGACAAUGACAUGCUGUGCCUUAUUUCUCCACUUUUCCGAUUCCCUCCAAGGGAACCCUCUACUGUUUAUGAGCACUACUGACUCUUUCAAUAUAUUUAAACUAGGAUGCUGGUAAAGAAUUUUUGCUUUUACAUUAGAUACAAAGAUGUUUACUUUCGUGUUACUGUUUUGUAUCAUUUGCUAAAAAUAUUUUAAUCAGAAAUAAUCUCUUAAAACAUUUUUAUAGAACUAUGGCUGUGACCAAAGUUUCUCUUUUGCCAAAAAGUUAAAUCCCAAUAAAAUGCCCUUAAGUCUGUUCCUGACCUGACAGAUAAAUCUGAAAAGCGACAGAUGGAAUGCAAGGUGCCCUUCAGAAUUAAAGUUGUAAUAUCACUUGUGAAGCUUCUAUAUCCUGACAGGGCCUUCUUGCUUGUGAAAUACUGUGGGUGGUGCAGCGCCCUUUCCUAGUCAGCAUUUCUCCCGGGGUCAGAGAAGGCUCGGGCUAGACCCCGCCCCGCUCCUACCCAGAGACAGAUUGCAGAACACCAGCUGUGGGCUCCAGUAUGUUUCUAAGAAUUAUGUGAGCAACAAUUUUGUAGCCUUCAAGCAAGACAUCUGUGAACUGAUCAUUAUUUCGCCCAGUCCUCAGAGGCUAUAGCUUUUUGAAGUCUGUUUCUGUUUUUACUCAUAUUCCAAAUCCUACGUCUGUCUGUUAAAUUAUGCUUUCAAUUAGCAUUGGUCAGGGGUGGCUGACUUUUCACAGAAACAGCUGACCAGAGACACUUACUUUCUUCAGUGCAUUGGACUGUUGCACAAGAGGCUGCUUUGGAAAUGGCUGUUGUCAUCCAAGAGACUUUUGUUGAGACUUUCAACAUCAGGCUGUGUGGCCUAAGGACAGGAAUUAGUCUGAAUGAAACAGGCAAGGAGGCGCUGAGGGAGGAACGCAGAGGUUUACCACUGUGUGGCCCAUUGUACUGGAAUAUUCUAAAAUUCUUUUCACGUGCUAGUAUGUGACUUACAAAGCAUCAAUGGCUGAGGCACACCAGGACACCGGUUCCAUUUCUUUGGUAUCUGUUCCCCUGUCAGCACUGAAAUGACAUCAUGUUGGAAACAGGCCCAGUGGCUGUGAGAGGGAGGCAGCAGUCAGUGUCGGGGUGGGAGCCCCACCUGGGCCCAGGGACUCUGGCCAGGCCCGACCCAAAACUCUGGUGCUCUCCUUGGCCUCGAUGCUCAGUCCCAGGUAACCCGCCGGCUCCUGCACUAACCCAGGAAUACCUCGCUGUAUCUGUGCUAAUUUAGCUGGGAACUUGCCCACUGAAAUGAACUGAAUAAAGUGUUAUAAA